UCAGUGCGCCACCUCAAUCCCACAUCACAUGGGGCGCUCGUUCCUCGACGCCUCGUACAUUUUGUAGAACAGCGGCAAGAAAUGGUUGCUCCGUGAAAAGCUUGUAUGUGCCAAUUGCGUUUAAGGAAUUGAAGCCGGGAGAAUCUACCUUCGUCAAGAGACGGAUCUGCUCCAAAAAAAGAGCCUCCGAAUUGUUUAAUCGGAGGAGUAACAUUAACAAGCUUGGUGGGGAGAGCCUAUUAAUUACGCAAAAAUUACAUUGCAGUGCGCUCCAAAGAAUCAACUCCCUUGUUAGGUAAAUGUAGCUUAGCUGGCUAGCUUUAUGAUUGCCAGUUUGCCACUGGAAAAGGGAGUGUUGAAGAGGUUUAUUCAGCCUGCUCGCAAGCUAACGCUGAGGAGCCGUUUUGCUUUGAGUUCAUUGGGUUAGCUACAUUAUUAGCUAGCUAACAAGUUAAAUUCGCUUAAUUAGUCAGCAUAGAUUUGGCUUGCUAGGUAAGUUGGCUCGUCGACUGACUAAAAAUAUCUGACUGGCGAAUAAACCCAGCUUGUUUACACAAAGAGCAAACUACCUAGCGCAAAACUAAGGUUAGCUACCUAUCCAACGAGCUACUUGGUCAGCUAGCUACACACGGAUACAAAAAUUGUCUUACCAGGUAACGUUAGCUGAUCUGGAAAGAAAUCAGAGCAACGCUAACGUUAGCUAGCUAGCUAAAUACGUGCGAUCGAGUGAAGAAAGGACUGCAUUUGGUUAACGUUUCCGUGGCUGAUGAUCCGGACAGAACAGUAAAGGGACGAAAUAUCUCAAUUGCAAGAUUUCAUCUUUUUUUUGGGCGGACGAAACAAAGAAGCAAAACGUUUCCAAAAGGCUUAACCUCUUGGUCGUGGUUACAAAGGAAUACACAAUAAGAAACUGACAUGAUGUUUCCACAAUCCAGACACUCGGCUUCCUCCCAGUCAUCGCAACAGCUGAAGUUCACGACCUCGGACUCCUGCGACCGAAUCAAAGACGAGUUCCAGUUCCUGCAAGCGCAGUAUCACAGUCUGAAGUUGGAAUGUGACAAGCUGGCCAGCGAGAAGUCCGAAAUGCAGCGUCAUUACAUCAUGUACUACGAGAUGUCCUACGGCCUCAACAUCGAGAUGCACAAACAGGCAGAGAUUGUGAAGAGGUUAAACGGGAUCUGUGCCCAGGUGCUGCCUUACCUGUCACAGGAGCACCAGCAGCAGGUCCUCGGAGCCAUUGAGAGGGCAAAGCAGGUCACUCCCCCAGAGAUGAACUCCAUAAUACGGCAGCAGCUCCAGGCUCACCAGCUGUCCCAGCUCCAGGGGCUGGCCCUGCCCAUGACCCCUCUCCCACUGGGCCUGACUCCCCCCACCCUGCCGGCGGUCACCUCCAGCUCCGGCCUCUUCUCGCUGUCCAGCAUCCUGGCCUCACAGGCCCACCUGGCCAAGGAGGAGAAGGCCGCCCGCGAGGGGGGGGAGAGCCACCGCGACGAGGACGGAGACAAGUCCGACUGAGCAGUCCUGCUGCUCCUCCCGUCCGCUGGAACGCGCUCUCUCUCUCUCUCCCCUUCACUCUCUCUCUCCCCUUCUCCCUCUCUCUCUCUCCCCUUUACUCUCUCUCUCCCCUUCUCCCUCUCUCCCCUUCUCCCUCUCUCCUUCUCUCUCCCCUUCUCCCUCUCUCCCCCCUUCUCUCACUCUCUCUCCCCUUUCUCUCUCCCCUUUCUCUCUCACUCUCUCUCUCUCUCCCUCUCCCCUUCUCCUCUCUCUCUGUCUCUGCUUUGUGUUCUGCUCCUGAGUCAUUCCUUUGAGCCUCUUUUUAAAAUAUAUUUUUUGUCUUUUUCUCUCCUUUUUUUUUGUUUUGUUUGUUUUUCUUUCUUUUUUCGCAAAAUUAUUUCUAAUCAUUCAAGUAUUUAAUCUUUAUUUAAUUUUCAAGCUUCCGGAUUUGCUUCCCCCUCCCAACGCCCCCCCCUCCCCGCACCCCCAUCCCCCUCCCUGUUCCCCUCUUUCUUGUUUUUCUUUGUCCUUUGCCCCUCCAUACAUCCUGUAAAAAAUAAAAAUAAAAAGUUAAAAAUCCCUGCUCCCCCCCCUCCCCAAAAUCCAAUCCCCUGAUCCUUUGCUCCAUCGAUAGAAUUCUCGCUUCUGUUCCAGUUGUGAUUGACAGCCGAGCACGAGGGCCGCCCCUCCCCCCACCCGGGGGUAAUCUCGGCGGUAAACAGGAAGUGUGAUCGGCGUGUAGAGUUAGCGAACAUCCAGUUUCACUGAAGCCAGGAAAUGUGCAGUAUUUCCUCCAGGUCUUGGUUCUGAUUAUAUCUAAUGUUGGAUUUCAUUUUUCCGACUUAUAGAACUUUGCAUCCUGUAGGUUUGGGGGGUGGGGGGGGGGGAACUAAGUUGGAGGGGUAGUCCCCCCCCCCCCCCCCCCUCAUGCAGCAACCAGAUUUUUUUUGUUGAUACUCAACCCCGUGCGGUUAAUGUUGACUGAGUCUCUCUGUGUGCUGUUCACAAUCUAGAUGGAAAAAGUAAGAAUAAAAACUAGCGAUGGUAUCGGUUAGAAGGUGAAGCUCAGCUGGGCUCGUGUACGUGUGAGAUAAAGAUUUAUAUUUUUCCCCUUGUGUUAAAAAAAAAAAAAAAAUCAACUUAAAAAAAAAUGCAUUGUGACCCCUUAUUUUUCUUUUCUGUGUGUGUGUGUGUGUGUGUGUGUGUGUGUGCACAAUCCAUUCUCCCUUUGUGUUUGAUUGGUAGAGAGUAAAACAGAGUGGGGGGGGUUGGUGUGGAGGGUUGACCCUAUCGCUCAAUGAUUCUGUGCUGCUGUUCACAGGCUUCAGCGUUAGCGUUAGCGCUGCGCCCAUGGAGGCCACACAGUGGGGUUAAAACCAGAGCAGAAGAUGGAGUCAUUUAGAGCCAACUCUUCGACUGUAAACCAUUAUAUUAUAUUUCCCACCACUAUGAGACACGUGCUGUCUUCAGAAUCCAAAAGCUGCUUUAACAACUGACAUACUAAAAAAUUCGAAUCAAAACUAAUCCAACCAGGCCUCCGUUUAUAUCAGAGAGAGGGACCUGUGGUCUGUCUCCCGAACUGUAGAGGGCAGUACGCGCUGUGGACGCGCUGUGGACAGCCCUGGGCCCUCUUGGACGACGGAGUCCCUUAUUCCCAGAUUCCUUUCGUCCUGCUCUCUCCUGGUGACGUCCCAGAGAGUGAAUCUCCCUGAGAUCAGAAGCCCUUUUAGUACCAGUUCAAAGGAACAGUCACGGAUAUUAAGAGCUGAAUUAGCGGGACGUUUUUGGGGGAAUAGGCGGAUUAAGUAAACGUGUUUUUUCCAUCACGGCUCUACUUUACCAUCCAUGUCUUCACCGUCAGAAAAGGGGGCGGGAGGAGUCCGCCGGGCAGUUUUAGCUCACGGGAACGCGGCGGUGUUUCCUGUGGGAGAGUGAGGCUCACAGGCACGUGUGUGUGUGUGUGUGUGUGUGUGUGUGUGUGUGUGAGUGUGUGAGUGUGUGUGUGUGUGUGUGUGUGAGUGAGAGGGGCCUGUGUACCUGUCGUCUGCUCGCAGCUGAAAGCCGAUUGGCUCAGCCAGGCGGCCCGUGUUGCUGGCGAACGGCGUGUGCAGUAGAUCUGAGCUCCUGGCGCGCUGUCAGGACGUCAAACACAGCCACAGCCAGCCUCUCCAUCGCCGUGUCGGGACCCGUUGUGUCUUAAAGGGGAAGUGUCUCCGUUUUAUCAUUAGUUUUUUACCCCCCGUUAUGCAUAGAUGGCUUGCGUUGAGUGCACUUUCUGAUGUUUAGAGUGUGUCCUUGCGAUCAGUGGAAGGGGUAUGGGGAAGCGUGGACUGGGCCUGUGAGCGGUGUGUGUGUGUGUGUGUGUGUGUGUGUGUGUGUGUGUGUGUGUUCUGUUGUGAAGGGCCAAUUUAUAUAUAUAUUAUAUAUAAAUAUAUAUCGAUACGUAUAAUUUUGUAAACAUUUUUUGUAUGUGUAAAAGGCUGCAUCUCGUGCGUGUCCUGGAUGGUUUUGGUUUAGUGUUCUGCAGUACUGACAGGCCAUCGGGAGGAUGGUAGCGCUAUGGAGUAACCCCCCCCCCCCCCCCCCCUCCACCCCACGCACCUCCUGCUCUCCUCCUUCACCCCCGCCCCGCCCCGCCCCCUGGCAGUGGUAUGAAGCAUUGCAACCUUUUGGAGCUUUGUAAAGGUCAUUUAUAAAUUCUAAUUUUGUGUUGUACGUAUUAAAAAAGAAAAAAAAAAGAAAAAAAUACGAAACUGAAAAAAAACAAAAAAAAAAUAAUCCUUUAAGUGUGUACUUGGCAAAAUUGUAUGUUGUUUGUGUUAUGAAAACCAAUAUUAUAGCUUCGUUUUAAAAAGAGGAAAAAAAAAAGUAAAAAGUUAAAACAUUUACUAUAAAUGAAUGAAAAGUUCAGCCGUAAGGAAGCAUUUAUGGUGCCUUACAAAUAAAAAACAUCCAUGGACAUCA
Conger conger (European conger) is the source of this 4458-nucleotide messenger RNA. RefSeq names its product TLE family member 5-like. Gene Ontology annotation, molecular function: protein binding; transcription corepressor activity. Gene Ontology annotation, biological process: regulation of DNA-templated transcription; negative regulation of canonical Wnt signaling pathway. NCBI's taxonomy places the organism in Eukaryota, Metazoa, Chordata, Actinopteri, Anguilliformes, Congridae. The coding region runs from base 916 to 1515 and encodes 199 amino acids. Gene Ontology annotation, cellular component: nucleus; transcription regulator complex. The record is from RefSeq and is a predicted model, not a curated record. The transcript has 7 exons.